This is a messenger RNA of Tachysurus vachellii, 4489 nucleotides long. RefSeq names its product anoctamin 5b (gene ano5b). Lineage: Eukaryota; Metazoa; Chordata; Actinopteri; Siluriformes; Bagridae. The coding region runs from base 187 to 2985 and encodes 932 amino acids. Gene Ontology annotation, molecular function: chloride channel activity; protein dimerization activity. The transcript has 21 exons. Gene Ontology annotation, biological process: chloride transmembrane transport. The record is from RefSeq and is a predicted model, not a curated record. Gene Ontology annotation, cellular component: plasma membrane.
GAGACUAUGAAGCAAUUUUAGAUCGAACCUUCGCCUCCUGUCGCUGAUUUUAGGAAUCGGAUGUAUGAACCGUUGGAGCUGUAGUGAGGAUUUCCUUCAUGAAAAGUGGGCUUUUGUGAACUUGAAAUGAAUUUGUCGGAGAUUUAACAGCUGGAAAAGAGACGAAAGUGCUUUCUUUUGGUGAAGAUGAAACGGAUAACGGGAAAGACGAAAGAUGCCACUCUUGUAGAGAUGACAAACAAAGCGGACGCUCAUGUGGAAGAUGGCUUUGCAGUGUUGACAGGUUACAGGAAGACCUUUCUCGCAGACAAUAAUGGCAGUCUCCUCUCCUCAACAGACAAAGGGACACAACUGCCAGGCCAUAAGGAGAUUAAUAAGCUGAUGCAGAACAGUGACUCUGUGUAUUUCAGAGAUGGCAUACGACGCAUUGAUUUUGUCCUGUCCUACACUGACGACAAAGACGGAGACAAGAAAUCGGAGAGGAGAAGAGAGUUUGAAGCCAACCUUGAGAAGGCUGGUCUAGAACUGGAGACUGAGAAUAAAUUGGACUCCGAUGACCAUAAAACAUACUAUCUGAAAAUUCACGCUCCAUGGGAAGUCUUGGCAACCUACGCAGAGGUACUAAAGAUAAAAGUGCCAUUUAAGAAGACGGACAUCCCAAAAGGACGGGAAAUCUCACUAGCUUGGCUGACGCAGCCUAUCCGCCUUCCCAGGAACAUCAUGAAGCCCGAGUCUGAUUACUUCACCGCACCCUUCAACAAAAACAAAGUGGACUUCUUCCUGAUUGAGGACAGGGCGACAUUCUUCCCACCCUCCACACGCAACAGGAUUGUCUAUUUUAUACUUACACGAUGUCCAUACUACAAUCAGGAUAGAGUAGAUAGAGAAAAGACUGGAAUUAAGAGACUCCUGAGCAAUGGCACCUACACCUCUGCCUACCCACUCCAUGAUUGCCGUUAUUGGAAGAGAUCGAAGGAACCACAAUGUGAGAGUGAGAGAUUUCACCUGUAUAAGUACUGGGCUCGCUUUCUCUGCUUUUAUAAAGAGCAACCGCUUAACCUCAUCAGGAAGUACUAUGGCGAGAAGAUUGGCAUCUACUUUGCUUGGCUGGGCUUCUACACAGAGAUGCUGUUCUUUGCUGCUGUCAUGGGUGUCAUCUGCUUUGUCUAUGGUUUACUCAGCUAUGAUGAUAACAUAACAAGUAAAGAGAUCUGUGACCCCAAUAUUGGCGGAACCAUUGUCAUGUGUCCUCUGUGUGAUAAGAAGUGCACCUAUUGGAAACUCAACUCAACGUGUUUGUCAUCAUGGCAAUCCCAUCUAUUUGACAAUGAAGGAACAGUGUUCUUUGCCAUUUUCAUGGGAAUUUGGGUAACUCUAUUUCUGGAAUUAUGGAAGCGGAGGCAGGCGAGACUGGAGUACGAGUGGGAUUUAGUGGAUUUUGAAGAGGAGCAGCAGCAACUUCAGAUCAGACCCGAGUUUGAGUUGAAGUGCACCAGGCGCCGUCCCAAUCGUGUCACAAAGGAAAUGGAGCCAUAUUUACCUUUAACCAGCAAGUGUGCUCGUUUCUGCUUCUCUGGAGCUACAGUUCUGUUCUGGACAUUACUGAUCGUGGCCUGUAUAAUGGGAGUGAUUGCAUACAGGUUAGCAGUUUAUGCUGCUUUUGCUAGUAUCAUGAAGGAUAGCUCAACCAGCAAUAUCCAGCUUGUGGGAUCUCUGAUUACUCCACAGCUGGCUACCUCUGUUACAGCAUCAUGUAUUAAUUUUGUUAUCAUCCUCAUCCUCAACUUUCUCUAUGAGCAUGUGGCUAUACGGAUUACUGAUAUGGAAAUCCCCAAAACACAUUUGGAAUAUGAGAACAAGCUGACCAUGAAGAUGUUCAUGUUCCAGUUUGUCAACUACUACUCCUCCUGCUUCUAUGUUGCCUUCUUUAAAGGCAAGUUUGUGGGUUACCCAGGCAACUACACCUACAUGUUUGGGAAGUGGAGUAAACUGAGAAAUGAGGAGUGUGCUCCAGGCGGCUGUCUGAUAGAGCUCACCACUCAACUAGUGAUUGUCAUGACAGGAAAACAACUGGUGGGAAAUAUCCAGGAGGCCUUGUUACCGUUACUAAAGAACUGGUGGAUUAGCAGGAAAGGCCGAAACCAUCCAGAGAGCUGCUACAGUCGAUGGGAGCAGGACCAUGAUUUACAGAGCUUUGGCCAGUUUGGUCUCUUUUACGAAUACCUAGAGAUGGUAAUCCAGUUUGGUUUCAUCACGUUAUUUGUGGCUUCAUUUCCACUUGCUCCACUUCUUGCUCUCUUUAACAACAUUCUGGAGGUGCGGGUGGAUGCAUGGAAGUUCACAACACAGUUCCGAAGGCCUGUAGCGGCCAAGGCACGCAACAUUGGAGCCUGGCAGGAGAUCCUUAACGUGGUGGCUAUUUUAUCUGUUGUCACAAAUGCCUUCAUCAUGGCAUUUACCUCAGACAUGAUCCCUCGUCUAGUCUAUCACUAUGCCUACCAUAAUGGUACUCAUCCCACUAUGGCAGGCUACAUUAACAACAGCCUUUCAGUGUAUGAAAUCUCCAAGCUCGACCCAAAAAACAAGCCAGAUAGUGAGGAGAACCCCCAUUGGUUCAAUGAGUCCAUCAUCACAACAUGCAGAUAUCGAGACUUUCGCUAUCCGCCAGGGCACCCGAAGGAGUACUCACAAAACAUGCAGUUUUGGCAUAUUCUAGCAGCCAAGAUGGCCUUCAUCAUCAUCAUGGAGCAUGUGGUGUUCGUGGUGAAAUUCUUUGUGGCGUGGCUGAUCCCAGAUGUACCAUCAGACGUUAAAGACCGCGUGAAGCACGAGAGAUACAUGGUGCAGGAGUACCUACACGACUACGACGUGAAGAAGAUCAAAAUGCAGCUCAGUCAGAGUCAGACUACAGACCUCUGUCACUCGACAGAGAGCAGCUCCCUACUCCCUCCAGACAAGAUUGAUGUCAUGUCUGAAUGUAUCUAAGGAGCCUUGAGCCUACAGGAGCCAACCAGUUAUGAGUAUCUGGAGUAUGAUCAACACCAGACCAUGCUGUACUGCAUGUGUAACCGAAGAACUAGCCUGCCUGUAGCUUUGUCUCUCUUGGAACCCAGAUAAACUCACUUUCUGUUAUAAAUAGGAAAAUCAAGCCAUGACGUGAUCUUGAGGCACUUCUGAUGUCUGUAUUUUAUUUUCAUUUGCAGUGCACUCUGACUCUUGUCUCCUUUAGCAUGCAGUGCUCUGUCAGUAUAUGUGACUGCAGUUGUGGGCAUGAUGCUUGGCAGACUUCAUGAUUUGGAUAGCUCUCUGGACUGAUGCUCUGUUUGUUUUUGCCUUGUAAACCAAUGGCAAGUAAAAGUAAAAUGUGAACUCAAGAAUGUUUAUAUGAUCAUUGAAGAAUUUCUUUAGGGACACAUAAAGCUUUUAUUCUGUAAUUAGAUAUUAUUCUCCUGUUAACCUUGAUCACAUGUAACUGCCCAAGGUUGCUGCACUGUGGUUUUUAUUUAUCUUUAAAUAAGUAAUAACCAGAGUUCUGCUGGCUCAUCAUUUGUAAAACUACACUGCGUGUCUUACUCUCUUGUACUCAAACCUUUUGAGUAUGAUAUCUAGCCAAACACUUAUGCUGUAAUAAUCAUAAGUGAAGUUUAUCAUGUUCUCUGUGCAAUGUUUUUGCUCUCUUAUGGAUCAUUUGUCUUCUUCCUUGACACAAAGACCUACAUAUAUGUGUACUGUGUUAGAGUUGUGAAUGAAAUGGUGCAUCAUUUGGUGAUUCAUUAAUCGGUUAAUUUAACUGCCAACUCUGUUAACACAGAAGAAAAAACUACAGCGCUACACUAAAUAUUUCAGGAAAAACAAUUUUCUGAUGAAAGCCUGAGUUUUACUAAAGAGUUCUUUAGUAAACUGGAGUGAAUAUAUUGCACUAUGAUGCGUUCAUAUAGAUAGAUAGUGAGAUAUCUACCCUUAAAAUGAAAUACUAAUGUUUAUGUAUACACUAAAUCCAAAGAGCAUCAAAAGGCUUAUUUGGGGGUACAGGAUUUAUUUCCGUUUGAAUAUAUACAAACGGAGAAAAUACAAACUUAUUUCUUAAUUGCCACACUAUAUCUAUCACAUGUAAUGCUUUUAAAAACAUUGGGAUAAAUAGCUAUGUACAAUUCCAGACAAAAGGCUCAGUAUGUUUUCUAGUGUACUCUAGUGUAAACAGAAGGAAUGAAGGGACAAAUUCAGAGGCAUUUUGAACAUUAGAGGCAUUUCCAUUUCAUGUCUUUUUGUCUUGUGUUUAAUCAUGUAUACAUUUUGUUUAUGUGUUCUCCCAGUUCAGGUUUCAGAAAAUGCUGUGUUCAUAAGCCUUGAAGAAGACUUGUAAAAUGCUAAGAUCUUCUGCAGGAUUAAAUGAGGCUGUGGGCUGUUCAUGUUUGUUGAGCAAUAUAUUGUUAACAUCAUUUUGUGAAAGUUUGCGUGUGAUAUUAAACCGUCUUGUCAUAUACCCGAA